AUGGCCGAUCAGAACAGGCCCGUCACCGGCUACCCCGCUCCGCCUGCUUCCAACGGCUAUCCUACCAACACUGCCACUGCAUACCCUUACGUUGCACCGCCACCACAGAAUCAGGGCGCAUACUUCAACGUUUCUGCCAACCCUUACUACUCCGAUCCCUACGCCAACCAACAACGUGCCACCUUCAUCCGCCGUAUCUUCGCUGUCUUUAUUGCUUGCAUUAUCAUCAUCGGGACCAUAGUGUUCAUCAUGUGGCUCAUCCUCCGCCCCCAAGUCCCUCAGUUCCGUGUAGAUACCCUAACCCUAUCUAACUUCAACAUGUCAUCAAACUCCCUGAUUUCCGGUACUUGGGACGCUCGUUUCACUGUACGUAAUCCUAACUCAAAGAUCGUUCUCUACUACGAUCGCAUCGAAGCUGCCGUCUUCUACAAAUCCGAAUCGAUUUCAGAGACAACAGUGCCGCCUUUCGCACAGGGAAAGAAAAAUGAGACGACUGUUCGGGCAACAUUCGUUUCCUCGUCCGCCUAUGUCGAUGAUCGGAAUGGUAUCAGUAGCGAGAGAUCUCGUGGCACGGUAGACUUCAAUUUGAGGAUGAUGGCUAGGGUUCGGUUUAAGGCUGGUGCUUGGUGGGCUAGACGGCGGAUUCUGAAGAUUUUUUGCCCUAAUUUGUCAAUUGGGGUUUCUACAAAUAGCUCCGGUGGAUCUUUGUCUGGUGGCUCCAAGAACUGCAGGGUUGGUCUGUGA
This is a messenger RNA of Lactuca virosa, 744 nucleotides long. NCBI's taxonomy places the organism in Eukaryota, Viridiplantae, Streptophyta, Magnoliopsida, Asterales, Asteraceae. The record is from the annotation of a GenBank genome assembly.